Pyrus x bretschneideri (Chinese white pear) is the source of this 1211-nucleotide messenger RNA. Its product is annotated as BTB/POZ and MATH domain-containing protein 3. The record is from RefSeq and is a predicted model, not a curated record. The transcript has 6 exons. Gene Ontology annotation, molecular function: protein binding. Lineage: Eukaryota; Viridiplantae; Streptophyta; Magnoliopsida; Rosales; Rosaceae. The coding region runs from base 116 to 1054 and encodes 312 amino acids.
AAUACACCUUUAACUUUUCCUUAUAAGCAGGAAAACAUAUUUGGUUCUAGAACAGAAAACCGGGUUGAAUCCUUUGUAACUUGUAUUGAAUUAUCGGAAAAUCAAGUUUGUUGAUAUGACGAGUCUCAACUUCGAUGACCAAGAUGGGAUACUGAGGACAAUUUCGGAUGCACCACCAACCCAUUACACACUAAAAGUACAAUCGAUUUCGUUGCUCACCAAACAUAACUUGGAGAAAUAUGAAUCUGGGGAUUUUGAAGCCGGAGGAUACAAAUGGAAACUGGUUUUCUAUCCAAAUGGAAACAAGAAGAGGAAUGUGAAAGAUCACAUCUCUCUCUACUUGGUAAUGUCUGGAGCAACUGCUCCCCAGAUUUCUUCGGAAGUGUAUGCUGUUUUCAGGUUGUUUAUACUCGAUCAGAACAACGGCAAUUACUUCGUUCUUCAAGAACCAAAGGAAAGGAGGUUUUAUGGGAUGAAACUCGAUUGGGGAUUCGAUCAAUUUCUCUCCCACAAAGAUUUCACUGAAGCUUCAAAUGGAUUUCUCAUAGAUGACACGUGUGUGUUGGGAGCAGAGGUUUUCCUUUCUAAAGAGAGAAGCAAAGGCAAAGGAGAGCGUCUAUCAAUGGUAAAGGAUCCUGUUAUGUACAAGAAUACUUGGAGGAUUGACAACGUAUCAAAGCUAGAUGCGGAAUCCUACGACUCAAAAACAUUCAUUGCUGGAGACCAGAAAUGGAAGAUGCAGCUCUAUCCCAAUGGAAAAGGCAAUGGAGUUGGAACCCAUCUGGCUUUUUAUCUGGCGUUAGCCGAACCGAAAUCUCUUCCUCCUGGCUGUCAAAUAUAUGCAGAGUUUACCCUACGGAUCCUAGACCAGCUGAAUGGAAGGCAUGACUAUGGUAAAGCUAAUUACUGGUUUAGUGCCUCAAAUUCGGUGAGGGGAUGGAUGAGAUUUAUUACUCUAGGAUUAUUCAAGCAGGCAAACAUGGGGUUUGUGUUGAAGGAUACUUGCAUUGUGGAGGCAGACGUCACUGUCCAUGGAAUUACUGAUGCACUGUAGUCAAAUGGUAAAAUAGUACAAAAUUCUUGCUAUAUGAAACUGUGGGGGUGUAAAAUAGUAAAAAUAGUCGAAUAAUGUGUUAAAAACACAUUCAUUUCACUUGUGAAUACCAAUAUUGUAUCGUUUGUGACUACAUGGUGGAUGUAUUUGCUCUUCA